AUGACGGAAGUCAUCAUGUCACUGGCCGGGCCGCUGGCAGCCUGCGAUGUCUCUGGACCAGUCCUGUGUAGGGAAUGGCUCCUCAAUGACCAAUCCCAGCUUUUCGCGCGCUCAAAGGAGAAGAAUGCAAUGGAGCAAGUAGAGCUUUCAUGUCUUGCAAGACUGAGAAGGUGGCCUUUGUCAUCUUUAGCAAAUCUAUAUUUAAAUGAGCAAGAUGCUCUUCGCGAGGCAACCAAUUUGCGCAAUGCUUUUGGCGAGGCGUUGGUCGUAGUGUCCACACCGCCUCGUUUUGCUAGCAAAGAAGGAGUUGCCCUCUUGGCCUCGGUAGCUUCCGAGGCGAAGAUUCAUGUGGUUGUUGGCACAACACCUCCCGAGGACAAAGAGUUUGAAGUCCAAGUCGCCUCAGUCGUGACCGACUUGGCUGCAGGGAUAGGCCAAUUCUGGCCAGGUUUCAUCGGGGAAAUUGAGGGCACAGACCUUGGCGCUUUGGCUGUUGCCGUUGAGGCGCAAAGACGAUCACAGGCGCCCAUAUUGAUCACGGGGGAGGUGUCCGACGAUGCCUUCCGCAUUUUGGACGAUGCUAUCUGGAGGCGGUGUGCCUUUUUUGACGUUCCGAGCGAGCCGGCGUUGAUCGAGAUUCAGGCUCGGGGCGCAUUGAUUGGUUUCAGCGCGCCUCCAGGCGCAGCUGAUGUCUCGUGGCAGGAGUACCCCAUGCGGAGGCCGCUCAGGACGGAGGCCGACUUCCGCCACACGCGAAAGGACUUGGUGAGCUCAGGCGUGCGCUUCCGCACAGACCUGGCUGCCUUUGGUGGGCCAGGCCUUGGUUAUGCUUUGGAGCUUGCUUCUCAAGCAGGUGAUUCAUUGGAUGUGCUCAAGGCCAAGGCCUUAUCCUUUCUGAGCUAUCCUUGGGUUGCGCCUACUGCACCAGAGAAGGUCAUCCAUGAGGUUCAGUGUCAUUGGUGCGGAGUCAGGAAGCUUGAGGGCGAGCACUUCAGCAAAAUGG
This is a messenger RNA of Durusdinium trenchii, 1003 nucleotides long. The record is from the annotation of a GenBank genome assembly. Lineage: Eukaryota; Dinophyceae; Suessiales; Symbiodiniaceae.